AUGAGAUCUAAGAUACUCACCCCAGGACACCCCCUGUCCACAAAACGAUCAGCCGCUAAGCGCUCAAAAACUUUGCUUGAAACUAUGACCCUUCCUAGUUCACUGAUUCAGUUCAGUGGCCACCACUACAUCCGGCAUCGACUAGUGCUAUCAAUACUAAGCGGGAAGCCAAUACGCAUUGAUAAAAUCCGUCCCGAUGACAAGAAUCCUGGUCUCCGAGACUACGAAAUAAGUCUGCUUCGGAUACUAGAGAAGGCAACGAAUGGCACUGUCAUAGAAAUAUCAGUAACAGGUACUGCACUGUUGCUGAAACCUGGGAUAAUAUCGGGAGGGACUCUCACUCACGAAUGCCCCCUCUCCCGUUCUGUUGGAUAUUUCUUGGAACCUUUGAUCAUGCUUGCCCCAUUCGCUAAGAAGCCAUUCCAAUUAACCCUUCGCGGGAUCACCACAGAUGACCAUGACCUAUCUGUGGACUUGAUACGGACGGUCACGCUGCCACAUUUACAACUGUUCGGGAUAUCAGAUGGCCUAGAAUUACGAGUUAAAAAGCGUGGUUCGCCGCCAGCAGGUGGCGGGGAGGUGCAAUUUCUGUGCCCGAUAGUCAAACAGGUCACGACCUUGAAUUUCGUUGAACCUGGUAAAAUAAAACGAAUACGCGGGAUUGCCCAUGCAGUUCGAGUUAGCCCGCAAUUCUCUAACAGGAUGAUAGAAGCCUCGCGUUCCGUGUUGAAUCGCUACAUACCAGACAUAUACCUAUACUCCGACGUUUACAAAGGUGAAGACAGUGGCAAGUCGCCUGGAUAUGCGCUGAGUUUGCUUGCCGAGUCGACAACGUCCGCCAUCUAUUGUGCAGAAGCCACCUCACAGCCUGGAGUAGCCCCAGAGGACGUGGCCCUCCUAGCUACUCGUUCACUACUUACUGAGAUUAGCAAAGGGGGCUGUGUUGACGAGCGGCACCAGACACUAGUUCUCCUUAUGAUGGUCUUGGGCAGCGAAGACGUUGGCCGUUGUCGGAUGGGCGAACCAACCCUCAGAACAAUACAAUUUCUACGCGACAUCCAUAGCCUUUUCGGAACCACAUUCAAGAUAGUACCUGCCGAGGCGAGUGGGUCGUCAAAUCAAUUGUUGUACUCGUGCUACGGCACCGGAUAUGUAAAUGUCAAUAGAAGUUUGGCGUGA
Messenger RNA from Pleurotus ostreatus (oyster mushroom), 1179 nucleotides. RefSeq lists its product as uncharacterized. Gene Ontology annotation, biological process: ribosome biogenesis; endonucleolytic cleavage of tricistronic rRNA transcript (SSU-rRNA, 5.8S rRNA, LSU-rRNA). The record is from RefSeq and is a predicted model, not a curated record. Lineage: Eukaryota; Fungi; Basidiomycota; Agaricomycetes; Agaricales; Pleurotaceae. The transcript has 8 exons. The coding region runs from base 1 to 1179 and encodes 392 amino acids. Gene Ontology annotation, molecular function: RNA endonuclease activity. Gene Ontology annotation, cellular component: nucleolus.